CGCAGUGGAGAAGCCGGGCAGCAUGGCGGAUAAUUCGGUGUCAGAGUUACUACUACAGAGACUCCAAGAUGGGGACUGUCAGGGUCUGGAUAGUCUGGAACUGGCCUCCACAUUGGGGGUGGAUCAUCAGCAGGUGGUGGGGGCUGUGAAGAGCUUGCAGUCCCUGGGAGAGAUUAUCGAGGCUGAGCAGAAAUCCAGUAAACGGUGGGAGUUGACCGCAGAAGGUGAAGAGAUUGCACGGGAAGGCAGUCAUGAGGCCAGAGUCUUUUACAGUUUGCCCAAGGAGGGCAUGGCACAGAGCGAGCUCAUGAAACUGCCUAUAGGGAAGAUUGGCUUCAGCAAGGCCAUGUCUAACCGCUGGAUCAAGCUGGAUAAAUCUGCAGCUGGGGGUCCGAGGGUCUUCCAAGCAGUUGAUUCAGUGGACGAUAGCGUGAAGGAGAAGCUUCAGUUGGUCCUGCAAGGGAAGACUGAGAGCAUCAAUGAAAAAGAAAGGAAUGAGCUGAAAAAGAGGAAACUGCUCAACGAAGUAACAAUUAAAACUUACUGGGUUACAAAAGGCAGUGGAUUCAGCACAAGCAUCACAAAGCAAGAAACAGAUCUGACUCCAGAGAUGAUUGCCAGUGGUUCCUGGAGAGAGAAGAAGUUCAAAGCAUAUAAUUUUAACGCUCUAGGUGUGAUGCCAGAGUGUGGUCAUCUUCACCCCCUUCUUAAGGUCCGCACACAGUUCCGACAGAUUUUCCUUGAGAUGGGAUUCACAGAGAUGCCAACCAAUAACUUCAUUGAGAGCUCGUUCUGGAAUUUUGAUGCCCUCUUUCAGCCCCAGCAGCACCCAGCCAGGGAUCAGCACGACACGUUCUUCUUACAGGAUCCGGUUUUUGCAACAGAAUUUCCCAUGGAUUACCUAGCGAGGGUGAAGAAAGUUCAUUCUGAAGGAGGAUAUGGUUCACAAGGUUACAAAUAUGAUUGGAGUAUAACUGAAGCUCGAAAGAAUAUCUUGCGAACGCACACUACAGCCGUCAGUGCUCGAAUGUUAUACAAACUCGCCCAGCAGAAGGAGUUCACCCCUGUCAAGUAUUUCUCCAUUGACCGUGUGUUUAGGAAUGAGACCCUGGAUGCUACACAUUUAGCAGAGUUUCAUCAGAUUGAAGGAGUGGUGGCAGAUUACGGCCUGACGCUGGGAAAUCUCAUGGGCGUUCUAAAGGAAUUCUUCACCAAGCUUGGAAUAACCAAACUGCGCUUUAAGCCAGCGUAUAACCCUUACACAGAACCUAGCAUGGAAGUGUUCAGCUACCAUGAAGGUUUGAAAAAAUGGGUCGAAGUUGGAAAUUCUGGGGUCUUCAGACCAGAAAUGCUACUGCCAAUGGGUCUUCCAGAAGGAGUGUCCGUUAUCGCAUGGGGGCUGUCGCUGGAAAGGCCGACAAUGAUAAAGUAUGGAAUUAACAACAUCCGGGAGCUGGUUGGCCACAAGGUGAACUUGCAGAUGGUCUACGAUAGUCCGAUAUGUCUCCUAGAUUCUUAAGGCUCAACAUCCCCAAGCUGAAAAAACACCUUUUUUUUUAUCUCUUUGGGAACAUCGAGGGCCAUGCGCCAACCUAAUGCAAUAUUUAUUUUUGUCUUAUAACAAACAGUGUAUUUUCACUUUUACCCAAGUAAACAAAAGUUUGGUAAAGAUAAA
Molecule: messenger RNA, 1675 nt
Organism: Pelobates fuscus (common spadefoot toad)
Lineage: Eukaryota; Metazoa; Chordata; Amphibia; Anura; Pelobatidae
Gene: FARSA
Product: phenylalanyl-tRNA synthetase subunit alpha
Exons: 13
Coding region: 23-1519 (498 amino acids)
Biological process (GO): phenylalanyl-tRNA aminoacylation
Cellular component (GO): cytoplasm; cytosol; phenylalanine-tRNA ligase complex
Molecular function (GO): phenylalanine-tRNA ligase activity; tRNA binding; ATP binding
Source: RefSeq, a predicted model, not a curated record